Molecule: messenger RNA, 597 nt
Organism: Lactuca saligna
Lineage: Eukaryota; Viridiplantae; Streptophyta; Magnoliopsida; Asterales; Asteraceae
Source: the annotation of a GenBank genome assembly
AUGGACUAUUUUGGUACUACUGUGCAUGUAACGAAGGCAAACGAAAAUGAAAAUAAGAAUAAUCAUUCUGUCAAGUCAAACAUGUCAAUCGAAGGGGAAGAAGAUAUUGACCUAACUGAAAUUAAGAGUCCACAAGAAAUCAACAUGGAAGGAGUAACCUAUGAAGGAGUUAGUCAGGGUAAUGGAAAUGAGGAGGUCACAGAAGGUGAUCCAAAAGAUGAUGAAGAUGAUAAUGUCCCAGAUGUGAAAGGAAAACCGAUUAAAAGGUUAUUGGUUAAGUGUAGUAAUGGUGAAUGCAUAUUUAGGCUUUGGGCAUCAUGGAUGAGUGAGGAGCACUCUUUCCAAAUCAAGUCUCUUAUCAUUAACCACAAUUGUGCAAGAAAUUUUAAAUUAGGGUCAAUUGUUAAUUACAGAUUGAUUGGUACUCAUUUCACCUGGGAAGUGCUUGAGAAUCAGAAAUUCAAUGUUAGGAUGUUAAAAGAGGAAGUAAAGACUAAAUUUGGCAUAGAGGUUAGUAUGGGACAAUGUAGGAGAGCUAAGCAAUAUGUAAUGUCUCUUGUUGAAUGUACCAUAGUGGAAAAUUAUGCACAGAUGUGA